This is a messenger RNA of Cucurbita maxima (winter squash), 1178 nucleotides long. RefSeq names its product cysteine desulfurase 1, chloroplastic-like. The record is from RefSeq and is a predicted model, not a curated record. Lineage: Eukaryota; Viridiplantae; Streptophyta; Magnoliopsida; Cucurbitales; Cucurbitaceae. Bases 1 to 867 code for a protein of 288 amino acids. The transcript is spliced from 7 exons. Gene Ontology annotation, molecular function: cysteine desulfurase activity; pyridoxal phosphate binding.
AUGUAUAUUGUCCCUUGGCAACUUGUAGCUGAAAGGACUGGUGCUGUUCUGAAGUUUGUGAGUUUAGAUGAACAUGAUGUCCCAAACUUGAAAGAUUUCAAGGAGAUGUUAACAACAAAAACAAAGCUUGUGGUUACCCAUCAUGUCUCAAAUGUACUAGCAUCUGUUCUUCCAAUUGAAGACAUAGUUAGCUGGGCACAUCAUUUUGGGGCUAAAGUGCUAGUAGAUGCAUGCCAGAGUGUUCCACAUAUGGUUGUCGACGUCCAGGCGCUUGAUGCUGAUUUUCUUGUUGCUUCUUCUCACAAGAUGUGUGGGCCUACAGGCAUCGGAUUUUUAUAUGGAAAGAUUGAUCUGCUGUCUGCAAUGCCUCCAUUCUUAGGUGGUGGAGAGAUGAUCUCAGAUGUCUUUCUUGACCAUUCCACAUUUGCAGAACCUCCUUCCAGAUUCGAGGCUGGGACGCCAGCGAUUGGAGAAGCAAUUGGAUUGGGAGCUGCUAUUGAUUAUUUGUCUGGAAUCGGCAUGCAAAAGAUUCAUACUUAUGAAGAAGAAUUGGCGAAUUAUCUAUAUGAGAACCUUCGUGCAGUCCCUAACAUUCGCAUAUAUGGCCCAGUCCCUAAUGCUCAACGUGCUGCUCUGUGCUCGUUCAAUAUUGACAACAUGCAUCCAACGGACAUUGCAACUUUUCUUGAUCAACAGCAUGGUAUAGCCAUCAGAUCAGGACAUCACUGUGCACAGCCCCUCCAUCGGGUUCUCGGUGUCAGCUCGAGCGCACGAGCUAGCCUUUACUUCUACAACACAAAAGAGGAUGUGGACUACUUUAUCCAGGCUCUAAAUGACACUGUAAGUUUCUUCGACUCCUUCAAGUAGGGAUCUGGUAAUACCAAAACUUGUCGAUUUGGCGGGUCCACUGCAUGGAUUAUGCUCUGUUUCUUGCUUUGAUGAAGAUUGUCUUUCUUCUUGCUAUCUUGAGCUGAGCCUGUGACAUUUACUACCAGAUGUUUUCCCAUAUAAUGUUCUUGUAAAGACCACAGAUUUCUCCUAGUUUUAGACUUUAGUUUAUCUAUAAAUUAUUUAAUUAAGCUAUGCUUUCAUGGACUCAUUUUUCUCAAGAUUAUGGGAUACUGUCAAUGUAUUAUAUAUAGCAACACUCAAAUCACAAGUCUCAGAUUCCUUGGGCU